GAGGCGGGUUGUCGGGGCGCCGCGGUCGGGAUGUUACUGCAGGGGGCGGCCCGGUGCGGCCGGGGCCUGGCGGGGGGGAGCCGCGCGGCGGGGGCCCGUCCCCAGGUAAAUCUACAACUCUUCAGGUGCACCGAGCGCUGGAGACUGCAGAGAUGUGGGUGUCCUCUCUGGGACAGGCUACCUCGCAGAGACCACCUGAAAAGCUACUUCUGCAGCGUUCGGAGACUUUCCGUGGACCUGUCAAAAGCAGAUUUUAGCCACCAUCAAAGCCAUUCAGAGACCCGAGGAGAUGGCUCUCAGACUGAUCCCCAGCAGAGCGACGGAGAGCCCUGCGCUGCAGGGCUCUCCGAGCCUUUGAAAGACACAGAGCCCCCCUUUUCCAAGCCCCCAACGCUCCUUCCCCCCACUAACUGCUGUAUGAGCGGCUGCCACAACUGCGUUUGGAUUGCAUAUGCAGAGGAGCUGCUGAAACACUACCAGGAUGGGGGAGAACAGGCCUUAGCCGCUGUGGAAAAGCACAUAGAAGAUGAGAACAUUAAAAUGAUUUUAAAGAUGGAAAUCAGAUUCCGUAUGAAGAAAGACUGAUGCGCACAGUUUAAGCUGUUGGCCCCUGCCAUGGCUCCUCUAUUCCCAUGGCGCUACAAACUCCAGAGAGAAAGUGCCCAUAUUUAUUUAUUGUCCCUUCUCCGAAAAGGCUCCUUAUUUAACAUAAUUUGUCCAUCUCCUUUGAAGCUUGGUUCCUGGGCUCGAGAACCCAGCUUGACCACUAGUUGGUAAAGGAUUGCCAUUAUUUGUUGGCAUGAGUUACAGUACUUGGCAGAAAUUGAGUGAGAAUAAAUUCAUACCCGUGUGCUUAAAAAUGUGAA
Caretta caretta (loggerhead turtle) is the source of this 866-nucleotide messenger RNA. RefSeq names its product oxidoreductase like domain containing 1 (gene OXLD1). Gene Ontology annotation, cellular component: mitochondrion. The record is from RefSeq and is a predicted model, not a curated record. Lineage: Eukaryota; Metazoa; Chordata; Testudines; Cheloniidae.